UCAGAAGAGUAUGCCAAACACAGCCUGACCCACAGCAAAUUACCAAUACUGCUAAGCCAGAUUCCUCUGCUGCUUCACCAGGUCAGCUGGUGGGGACUUCCUGGGCUAAUGUUGCCUCUCAGCCUCCAAAGAAACCUGUCUCUAAAGAAAGAACAAUCCGCAGCAAUCACAUGCAGAUGGAGGAAAUGGCUGCACAGCAGGAAGAGGGAACUCCAGGGAAGAAAAAACGGAAGAAAAAGAAGAAGAAGGUUAAAGGUGAAGAUGCAGAAGCUGAGUCUGAAGAGCCAGCAAUGUAUCAGGAGCCUCCAAAAUUUGAGGAUGAGGAGGAGUUUCCAGGCUUGACUCCUGCUCUGACUAGGACUGAUAGAUUAAUGACAAGCAGCUAUGCAGCCACACUAUGCAAUGAGGAAAACCAAAGAGCGCAUCAGUCUACCAACCAAACCAAAGAAAAAUCACCCGCAGCAAAAACUCAGCCCACAGAGACGGCUAAGAAAGGACCGAAAGCUGAAAAGGUGUCUGGGAAGAAAAGCCAAGUUCCUGUUAAACUGGACAUUGGAAACAUGUUGGCCGCCCUAGAAAAGAAGCAAUCUCAAAAAGCCAAACAGGACGCCAAACCAGUCAUUCUCUCAGUUGGUGGAGGACUACCUGUUGUCCAGAAGCAACCUUCAUUUCAGAAGAAGCUGUCCAGGCAGCAGGAUAAAAUUGCACACAAUCCCCUGGACUCCACCAGCCCUUUGGUGAAGAAAGGCAAGCAGAGAGAGGUGCCCAAAGCCAAGAAACCCACUCCUCUCAAGAAGGUCAUUUUGAAAGAAAGGGAGGAGAGGAAACAAAGACGUUUGCUGGAGGAGAGAGGACUACUGCCCGAAAAUGACUUCCAACCUGCUAAUGAUGCUGCUGCAGAAGAAGAGCAGUGUGACACAAAUGCCACAGCCUCAGAUGAGGUUGGGAGUCCUUCAGAAGAACUUGAUGGUCCGUCAGAGUUUAACGGAACAAACCAGAUGGUGAAAGAGGGGGAUGAAGAGGCCGACAAAGAUGAGAACGUAGAGCAACAAACCACCUCACCUGUGCCCUGUACAGCCAGUCGACCCAAAAUCCACAGCAGAAAGUUCCGAGACUAUUGCAGUCAGAUGCUGAGCAAAGACGUGGAUGAGUGUGUGACAGAUCUGCUGAAGGAGCUGGUUCGUUUCCAGGACCGCUUGUACCAGAAGGACCCCAUGAAGGCCCGUAUGAAAAGACGCAUUGUGAUGGGGCUCAGAGAGGUCCUGAAGCACCUCAAACUCAGGAAGGUCAAGUGUGUUGUCUUCUCACCCAACUGUGAACGCAUCCAGUCCAAAGGAGGCCUGGAUGAGGCUCUUUACACCAUCAUUGACACUUGUCGUGAACAGGGGGUGCCAUUCGUGUUUGCCCUAUCCAGGAAAGCUUUGGGUCGCUGCGUCAACAAGGCAGUGCCUGUCAGCCUGGUGGGCAUCUUCAACUAUGACGGUGCACAGGACAUCUAUCAUAAGAUGAUCGAGUUGUCGUCUGAGGCCAGGAAAGCCUAUGAGGUGAUGGUGUCGAGCCUGGAGCAGACAGGCCAGGUGGAGGCAGAGGCAGAGGAGUCCGUGGACAUUGAGGAAGAGCUGCAGAUCAGCAGCCUGGCUGAGGAGGCUGAGCCCGGUCCUGACGCCACACAGCCAGAGGAACCAGAGUACAUAAAAAUUUGGAAGAACAUGUUGGAGAAGGAUUGCAACCACACAUUUCUGAACUUUGAGAAGCAGCUGAGCUCCCUGCGCUUGGAUAAUGUAUGCACUGAAAACACUGAUGAAGAUGAGAAGAGUUGACGGUGGCAAACCCCUCUGUGCCUGCACAAAAUGACUCACUCGACAAAAAAAUGCCCCACUCGUUCUGAUCACCAGCUUAGAAGAAACUAAAAUGGACUAAAUCCCACAUGCAGAAAAAGAGCAAUGCAAGCUGUUUGCUGCAGUGGUUCUCCACCUGAGGAUUUUGUCAGGAAAUUAAUUAUGUUGCUAGUUUGCAAUGAAUUAUGAAUUCCUUUAUUUUCUAUUUGGAAAGCUAAAGUAAUAUAUGUGUUUUUUGAGUUCAAGAUAAAGUGUGUGUGUGGGUGAUAAAACUGUAGAGGUGUAAUCACUGACUUAUUAGGACCAAACCACUCACUUAAAGAAAUCUCACAAUAUGAACCUUUGACCAUGUUGUCUGUAAACAUGACUAGAGGGUGUAUAUGGGUUAAUGUACUAAAUGUGUGUGUAGAAUGUCAACCAGUUACACAGUAAUAAGAAAUUACCACUAUCAGUGGGGAUUUAUGCCCUGGAGACCCUUUGGUGGAUUUUGUUUAUCAAUUUGGUUCAGUUUAAAGGUCCCAUGGCAUGAACAUUUCACUUUAUGAGGUUUUUUAACAUUAAUAUGAGUUUCCCC
This is a messenger RNA of Perca flavescens (yellow perch), 2412 nucleotides long. RefSeq names its product selenocysteine insertion sequence-binding protein 2. The record is from RefSeq and is a predicted model, not a curated record. Bases 171 to 1820 code for a protein of 549 amino acids. Lineage: Eukaryota; Metazoa; Chordata; Actinopteri; Perciformes; Percidae. Gene Ontology annotation, cellular component: mitochondrion; ribonucleoprotein complex. Gene Ontology annotation, biological process: selenocysteine incorporation. Gene Ontology annotation, molecular function: selenocysteine insertion sequence binding; ribonucleoprotein complex binding; mRNA 3'-UTR binding. The transcript has 13 exons.